AUGCCCGUCGUCGAGUGCACGAUCUGCUGCAUGGACAGCACCGACAUGCCCGACACGCCGUUUGUGCGGUGCCCGUUCUGCCUGCUACACGAGUGUAGCCUCUGCAUGGUGCGGAACGCGGCCACCUCCAGCAAGUCGGGCCCGACGUGCAUGUCGUGCAAUGAGCGCUACACCACCGCCAUGACCCGGGGGCUGCCGGAGCCGGUGCGGGCCAAGUACUCCGCGUGGGGGGACCGGUUCCUGCUGCAGCUCGACGAGCCCAACCGGAACGCAGAGCCCCUUGUCAACGUUGCGACCAUCAUACGCGGGGCUGUGCACGAUAUGGGAGUGGCUCCACAGCUUGCCCGGGGGCUUGUGAAGAAGCGGCGGUCCGAGAUGGACACCACGGACAUGUGCGUGGCGGCCAUGGGGCCGAAGGCGGUGCCGGUGGCGUGGAAGAACGGCAAGUUCGACCUUGCACUGGUGCCGGUCAAGGUCAUUCUAAAGUAUAUUAACGCGCUGCUUCGGGAGAACGUGGUGGAGGCCGAGCCGGACGCGCAGCCGGUGAAGAAGGCUCUCGUUGGGUGUGGGACGCCAAGGUGCAGAGGCAAGCUGGGGGAGUCGGGGCUGUGCGUGGACUGUCGCAAGGGCUACUGCCCCUGCUGCAUGAAGGACCUGGGGGUCGAGGGCGCCAGCUCGUACAGCGCGGAGAUGCGGAUGAUCAACCUCAAUGCCCUGGCCAUGGAGCUUCUGGACAGCCACGUGUGCGACAGGGACGAGCUGGCGACGGUGACGCACCUGCGAUCGACGACGACAGCGUGUCCCAACCGGAACUGUGGCGCCCUUAUCAACAAGGUUGCGGGCUGCGACCAGAUGUUCUGCACAAUGCAAGAUUGCCGAACGCUGUUCUCGUACGCUACCGGGAAGCGGAUUACGAGCGGGUUUGUGCACAACCCGCACUACGCCGAGUACCUGCGCAAGGGAGGUGCGCGGAUUGUGCUUGGGGGUGACGGGGACGUGGACGUGGAGCAGGGCCUAGGGGGAGGCGGAGGUGGAGGAGCUGCGCUGGACGGCGAGUGCAUGGGGUUUGGGGAGGCGAGCGAGCGGGUGAUCCGGGACCCCGGCAACCCCGUGAUUGAGAAGUUUGUGCUGUACCUGGUCCAGGUACGCGACAUGGACCUGCCGAAGCUGCGGGACUACGAGAGCCGGGUCUCUCCGCAGAACACUGUGCGCUUCCUGUGCCACCACCUCGGAGAGGUCGCCAACACUAGGAUGCUCCGGACCACGAGUGACAAGAUGGCGGUCGCGGCGUGCCUGUACACGGCGGUGCUGCAGUACACGGACGUGGGCGUGGCGCUGCUGCUGGAGCUGAGCGAGAAGAGGGCGACGGCGGCCGAGUCCCGGGCGGCCAUUGACAAGCUGACAAAGAUGGUGGCACAGACGACGAUGUCGGCGAUCGAGAGCCUGACGGGCCGACGCGUGCCGGUAACGGUGGAGCCCGGGAAGAUGGUGCUCCCGCUGGCGGGGAUUGUGAUGAGCCGAGUGGACAUGGGGCUCUAG
Messenger RNA from Sphaeroforma arctica JP610, 1539 nucleotides. RefSeq lists its product as hypothetical. The transcript has a single exon. NCBI's taxonomy places the organism in Eukaryota, Ichthyosporea, Ichthyophonida. Bases 1 to 1539 code for a protein of 512 amino acids. The record is from RefSeq and is a predicted model, not a curated record.